This is a messenger RNA of Chenopodium quinoa (quinoa), 693 nucleotides long. RefSeq names its product zinc finger MYM-type protein 1-like. Lineage: Eukaryota; Viridiplantae; Streptophyta; Magnoliopsida; Caryophyllales; Amaranthaceae. The transcript is spliced from 2 exons. Bases 1 to 693 code for a protein of 230 amino acids. The record is from RefSeq and is a predicted model, not a curated record.
AUGGAAGAACUAGAUGGUGGAUUUUUUGCUAUUCUUGCUGAUGAAUCUGCCGAUGUUUCCGAUAAGGAACAAAUGGCACUUUGUUUAAGAUUUGUUAAUAAAAAGGGGGAAGUGUGUGAGCGUUUUCUUGGUACUGUGCAUGUUCUUGAUACUAGUUCUUUGACUCUCAAAGCUGCUAUUGAGUCAUUACUCAUGGAACACUCUUUAACUUUCUCUCAAGUUCGAGGUCAGGGUUAUGAUGGGGCAAGUAAUAUGCAAGGUUCAAUUGAUGGCCUUAAAACUCUUAUUUUGAAUGAAUGUUCUCAAGCAUACUUUGUUCAUUGCUUUGCUCAUCAACUUCAAUUGACACAAGUUGCUCUUGCUAAAAAAAACUCAGAUUGUGGUUGGCUUUUUGUUGAUGUACUUGCACCUCUCUUGAACUUUGUAGGAGAAGUAUUUGAUACACUUGAUUUGAAUAAAGCACAAUCUAUUACACACUUGUUGAUGUCAUUUGAUAUUGUGUUUGUGGCACACUUGAUGGUUGAUAUAUUUGGAAUUACAAAUGCGUUGAAUGUGGCAUUGCAAAAACAUGAUCAAGAUAUUGUAAAUGCAAUGGUCAUGGUUGAUGUAACCAAGACUAAUUUACAAAAGUUGAGAGAUGAAGGAUGGAUUCCACAUAUAGAAAAAUUCACUUCUUUUAUGGCUAAAAUAUGA